Messenger RNA from Lactuca saligna, 489 nucleotides. Lineage: Eukaryota; Viridiplantae; Streptophyta; Magnoliopsida; Asterales; Asteraceae. The record is from the annotation of a GenBank genome assembly.
AUGGGAAGAAAUUCUUCUAAAGCACUUGCUAGUCCAAAAGUUUCAAAAACUCAGAAGAAGGUUCCUGAAGAUGUCAACAACCAAGAGAACAGAGCCUCUCAGAUGAUUACAUCCUCUGCUAGAAAAAAAACCAGAGGCAUAUGUUUGGACAAUGAUUCUUAUAUUGCAAUCAAUAACAUGUCUGUGGAUUCUGAGGGAUGUGAGACAAUAGAAUCUUUUUCAAAUGGAACCAUAUUUUCUCUGGCAUUCCAUAUUUCCAGAAAUACUGAAGGAGAAAUUGUAGAUGGAGUGAGAAAACAGCCACAUCAGAAGAUGUAUAAGCUAAGAACUAGCUGUGUUAAUGUGUCCCAUUCUCAUAACCCUGGUAACAGGGAGCACACAAAGGCUACAACUCAAGAAACAUGUGACAGGGAAAUGUGGCUUAUAAGAGUGGAGAUUUAUCAAAAGCUGAAGUAUGUUAUUCAAAGUUUAGUUCAAUACAACAUAUAG